AUGGCAUUAUACUGUCAAAUAAAUUGUGAGUUGAAAUUUAACUAAAAUAAUUCAUAAAUACGACUAAAUGUCACGUUAUUUUAUAAAACGUAUAUUGAUUUUAUUUAGGUGUAUAAUAUUUAAAAGAGAAUUUAAUAUGGGGUGAAUAGUUAUAGUACUGCUUAAAGCUUUAUUGUGUGCGCAAAUUUUAAACAAAAAAAAAAAACGCCAAAAAGGGUUAAUGUGCUGUAGAAAUCUACGUAAUGGAAAUAGACGUUACUCCAGAUGGUAAUUUGGAAAAAACUGGAUCUGACUCAAGUCAUGCAGAAGAAGAAAAUUUGGAAAAUGCCAGUGCUAAUCCAACCAAUGUAAGCAAUAUAAACAUAAAUAAUUCAACUAAGGAGCAUGAAAAAAAUAUCAAUACCAACAACAACAACAAAAAGACCAUCAAACAUGCACUUCGACAACAAGCUAAGAGAAGAAGAAAAAACACAACAAUCGCUUCCGGCAAUUCCACCACGACCCCAAGAAUAAUCGUUAAGCCUCUACCUCCACAAGCAGUUGAAGAAGUAACUGUGACCACAGUGCCUACAAGUAGAACACCAACAAUGCGUGAAGUUCUCGCUUCUAUCCCAGGUUUCACCAUGAGGCCCAGGAAACGUACAAACAAGAAACUGUCAACGGCCGCACAACUCGAACAGACAAAAGAGGGCUGUAUUGACUUGGAAACCCCCGACUCCAUAUUAGUUAACACAAACCUGAGACAUUUGUUGAAUAAAGCCACUUUUGCUUCUUUGCCCCUUCUGUACCAAAAUAAGCUAGUGCAGUUGUUGCCUAGUGUCGACAGACAUGUUGUUAGUAAUUCUGCGGACCCCAAUACCUUGGAAAUAAAUAAUUCAGGUUUGAAUAAUGAAUUUUUUGCGAGGGCAUGUCUUGAAUGGCAAGACCGCUUGGCGGAGGGAGAGUUUACCCCAGAAAAUCAACAGAAAUUAAAAUUGGAAGCAGACAAGGAAAGGAGCAAGUUGGACCCUUGGAAACUAAAACAUUUCGAGCCGAUUUGGGGGGAUAGAUCCUUGGAUAAUGCCGAGUCCGUUUCGUCUACAUCUUCUGUAAAUAGUACGGUAAAUUGUAAUACCCGCCCUCCUAUUAAGACUACAAUUAAAUUAAGACCAUCAACAACUUCCUUAACCAAGCAAAGCAAAGCUUCGGUAGCACCGCCCGUUAAAAGAUUACGAACUGUUGGCGCCAUGACGAGAUCGUGCACCAGCAUGAAGGUGAACGAAUUGAAUAUACCCGCAGAAAACAAAAUACCCAUCCCGGAUCUUUUACCCAUCAAAUCCACUAAACAAGUACAAAAGGAUGAAGUCCAACCCAAGGCUGAAAAUACUGUAACAACAGACAAAGAGUUGUCUGCUCCUAGUGAUAAUAAUACCGUAGAACUUCAAGAUAAAUGUAUAGUUAAUAUCAGUGAUACUAUUCUAAAGACUAAUGAAGAGACAAUCAUUAUUUGUACGACUAAGUCUGACAAACGAAGGCGUUCUUCGAGCCUAGAUUCUGACCGAAGGUCUCCCAAACGUAAAACUCCAAGCCCGUUAGUGAAGAGUCCCCUGCCUACGCCCAUGGACACUUCCGAACCCGAUAACGAGAAUCCCAUCAAAGAAUUAGUCGCAGAAGAUAACGUAGAAGUCACUAGCGAGGCACCCAGCGAUGAUGAUAAAAUCAGUGAGCAGCUGUCUGAAAACGCUUUGGAAAAUGUCGAUGACGAUACUAUGUGUGACUACGAAAAAGAUAAGAUUUUAGAUGAGAACAGUAGCAGUUCUAGCAGCAUUGCCACUCACAAUAUAGAAGAGAACUCGAGUAACGAGACCAUAGAAACGGUAGAUUCCUUGCAGCUGCACGUUGAUUACAAAGAAGACACGAAUCAAACCGAUGAAACUUCUUCAACUACCACCACCACCGAUGCGAAAUCGGAAAGGGAAGAACAGGAAGAAAGCAUGACUUCCACACCGGACAUCACAGACGUCGUUAUGGAACCCGAUCCCUUGCAACUACACGAAAACGAGAGCAAUGAGUCCCAAUUAGACGAGAAGAUAAUAUACACAGUAGAAAACGCAGAUUUACACGAUCAGGAGAGCCAACAGAGUCAAGGCGAAGCUCAUAUGAACAUGGAGGGCACCAGCGAGAACCUUCCCCAGAAUGAACAUCCUCCCGAACAGCCGACUAUAGAAGAUACGUUUCAAAUCCUACCAAAUACCCUCAUUUUACAGCAGGAGUCUAUAGUUAUUGAUACGAAAACGGCUUGUUCGGAUAGUUGUGAGGAGAACGUGAGCUGUAUAAUAGCAGACUCGGCCGAAAAACUAGUGGCCAGUGUAGAACAGUGCGAUUUAGUGAUGGCCCAGCUGUCCGAAACCAAUUUCGAAAAUGUCAGAAGCAUUCCAGACGAAGACGAUAGAUUUAUAGAUGCGGAAAACUAUGUGCUUGAAUCGGGACAGAUCACUAUAUCCACAUCGGAAAAGAUCGAGAAAGAAAGAAGCGAAGCGGAUAUCCAAGCCACGUUGUUCGGGGCAAACGUAUCAAGAGCUGCCAGCGAAAGAUGCUGCUGGGACAUGGUAGACUCCAGUACGGAGAAGCUACUCCAAGUACCACCGCUGCAUUCCCUGGAGCCUUCUGUCGCAACCGCAACCGUUAGUAAGCUGGACUCCAUAGACCACGUACAGGUCAUACCGAUGCAGGAGGAGUUGGAAGUGCGGCUGGAAGAAGGAACUUUUCCUGUGAUAUUAAACGAUUGGACGUAUGACGUCAAAAUGGACUCGGACAUGGUAGCAGCGGCCCUCGGCAGUGCCGAGACGGACGCUAAGGAAGCCCCAAAACAGAACGCUUCGUACACGGAAUUCAGCGGGAACCAAGUGAAACUUGAACUGGAAGUGACUCUAACCCCGGAAAUCAUCAGUUCGGACAGUAUGAUAACUAGUACCGUUAGCACUAGCAGCAGCAACGGGUGCAACUCGGCGGUAACUCCAUCCGUGAGUAAAACGCUUACUACGGUGAUACCUCCCACUACCAUAGUCUGCUUACCUUCAGUGGUGAGCACGGCGCCCGUGCUGAACUUAAAAAACGAGGUGUCGCAGUGCCCCACCCUGCCCCGGCCCAACAUGGUGCAGAGCUCCAGCUCGUUGCCCUACCUAGCUUUAACGACCAGUCAGCCCAUCAGAGCGGUUCCUACGCACAGCAAGUCCAAACCAAAGAGUUCCCAGGGCAGUUCUGGGAACCGUAACCGCAGCAACAACAAGCCGCCGCCCGGCGCCGUCAACUUGGAGCGUAGCUACCAAAUCUGCCAGGCUGUCAUUCAGAACAGUCCGAACCGCGAUCAGUUACGUUGCCAGCUAAAACCGCCGCCUUCCCUCUUGGCCGCCGCGCAGGUCAACACCGGCAAGAAGAGCGACGGCAACAGGCAAACUCAGUACAGUUCGGUGACGUCUUCGAGGGGCUCGAAUAAGACCUUCACGCCCCCAUUGCCGGCUCCCGGGAACUAUCAGAUGGUACAGGGUGGUAACGGCAUAAAAAGCGUAGGGCCUAAGGUGAGGGCCGUUCCUUACCAGCACCAGAGGCAGCAGAGUCCGCCGGUGGUCGUUAGGCACGUCUUUACUUCGGGGCAAGGGAUACCAGUGACGAUGGCUGUUUUGCCGCAAGCGCCUUCUUUAAGUCCUGAGGUAGUGGAAGCCCAAGGCCAGGUGGGCGCCGUCGGCCAGUACAUCCUCGUGCAACGGGCCGGCGUGAAUGACCACAACAACAUUCCCCGCUCUUCGAGCGCGCCCCCCUCCCAACAGCAACUCGGCGGAGCCAUAAACACGGGCAGUGUCUCACACAUCGUCUCCGUCGGCGCCAGGGGUCGACCUGCCAGUGUCGAGGCCGAACACCCCUCCCUGCAGUCGCAGCCCUCCAACGAUUUCAUCGUCCAGUGUCCCAACCCGGGCACCCAGGCGGUGACGAGGAGGCAACGGUUACCUCCGGGCGUGGUCUACGGGGACGUCAGCGUGGAUAGUCCGAUGCACAAUUACACGAUCAUCGGCGAGAACGUCAUGGUGGACCAUCCGGGCGCGGCGAUGCAGCCCCAGAUGGUCCUCCAGAAGAGCAGCAAGCCGGGGGACUCCUGCGCCUGCAGCCUGAAGGCGAUGGUGGUCUGUAAGAAGUGCGGCGCCUUCUGCCACGACGACUGCAUAGGACCCAAUAAGUUGUGUCGUACUUGCUUCAUACGGUAGGCUAUUGUUUAUAUAAGUUAUUUCAUCGAGUUUGUCUGGCGGUAGGCGGUGGUUUUGAUGUACGUGUCGGGAGGCGUUCUAAAUUUUUUUUUUUAGGUUACCGCGUUGUCGUCUCACGCUCUGUCACUGAAAACGUUCGAAUGGCGAAUUUUUUAUUUGAACCCUGUUGAUAAGCUAAGCUUAUGUAAAUGUGUAAAAUAUUUUUAGCUGCGGUAUGACCAAACGAAACAUUUUCGAUUGAUUUUUUAGUAAAGUUUCUGUCGAAACAAAAAUUAUGGAACAAUCCAAUAAAAAACAGGUUUUUGACAGGUGAUGACAUUAUCGAUUUUUUCUUCUACAACCCGCCAUUUUUUGUUACUGAAAUUUUGAAAUAAAAUUUCAUUUAGCGAACAAAAUUUUGUUACCUACAAAUAAAAAGCUAAUAAAUUAUUCUGUUCAACAAAUAAUAUUAAAACAUUCAUUCAAAUCCAAAUGGAUGGUUUCCGUUUAAAAAAUCGACAAAAUCAAUGCCAUUGUUUUUUUUUUUCAAAAAAAAAAAGCUAUUUUAUCCAAUUUGCUCCAUAAUUUAGUUGGCUCACUAUAUAAAUGAGAAGAUUUUAUCUUUUAUGCAUUUAACCUACAAAAUAAUUUAAUUAAAUAGUCCUUGUUUAUUUGAUCUUUGUCUGCCGUUUUUUAUAUUUUUCAAUACAUCGAUCCAAUCGGUAGAAUUGAAAUUUUAAGCAAAUCAAUUAAAAGGUUUUAAUUUUUUUUUGUUAUUGCUCUACUUUUAAAAUGAAUUUUAUUCCAAAUACAUACUGAACAUUGUGAGAACAGUUCGCAGGCAUAAUUUCGGAAGAGGUAUAAUUUAAUCGGCGAUAUACAGGCUGUUCCGAUUUAGGGAUGUGCAAGAUGGGCCAAAUUUGACAUUUUUGGGGGUUUUCUUAAAAAGUAGUUCAGAUGUCACUGUCUCGAUUUCCCAGAAAAGGUGACUAGCAAAAAUCGUAUCUCGUUACCGAAGGACCAAAAUUGAAGGAUGUUCUGUAUCCCUUUAACAAAUCAGUAAUAAUAAUAAUAAUAAUACGUAAUGCUUAAUAAUGUAAAAACAUUAUGUAGUCAAAAUCUAUUACAAUAAAAGUGUCAAAUUUGGUCCAACCUGUACAAACCGUCAGCGUAAUAAAUAAAAGUGAAAUAUCUUUAUCGAAAGAAACCUAAAAGUUCGUAUAUCUGGAAACUUUAACUUUCUAAGAUUUGCAAAUCUGAAACGGUGCGAUUUUUUUUAGGUAGUAAUUUAAAAAAAAUUGUAGUUACAAUUUUCUUUAUCCGAAAUUUAAUAUGACGUCAAUAUUGUUCGCCCCUCAAAAUAUCUCCAAAUCAAUUUCUUUAAAUUUUAAAUACAAAUUUAAAAAUGAAACUACCUAUUUUAAUUUUUUUUUUUUUUUUUCAUUUAAUUCUUUCUUGGUUCAA
Molecule: messenger RNA, 5681 nt
Organism: Anoplophora glabripennis (Asian longhorned beetle)
Lineage: Eukaryota; Metazoa; Arthropoda; Insecta; Coleoptera; Cerambycidae
Product: polycomb protein Asx
Exons: 3
Coding region: 243-4238 (1331 amino acids)
Biological process (GO): animal organ morphogenesis; positive regulation of transcription by RNA polymerase II
Cellular component (GO): PR-DUB complex
Molecular function (GO): chromatin binding; DNA binding
Source: RefSeq, a predicted model, not a curated record